CUCAGUUCCGCAGCCUGUCAGCGGAGUUACGAACAUCUCUGACUUCUUCUCAACCAAAAAAACACCUCGACCUCCGCACGAAAUGCCUCGGACUCACCGCUGUUUUUGGGGGGAUUUACGAUGGAUUUUUAACGUCUGAUCACCGCGGUAAAAGAUGCCUGAAUGUGAGGUGUCCAGCGCUGGAGAAAGAGUGCCUUUUCUGGAGCUAAACGGGUCCGCAACAUAAAACACAAGGCCAGCCUGUAGCAUCUAGUUAGCAUCUUGUUAGCUGCUAACGCUGCUAACAGGUGUUCAGGCAGAAAAUAACCAAACACAACGUGUAGCUGUUAGUUAGCUGGCAAAACAAGCCCAUGACUUAACACUGAACUUAAUAUGCCUAUUAUUCGCCUUUUUUAAGCAAACGCGAAGUAGCAAGUAUAACACUUAGAAACAUUGUUGUUAGCCGAUAGCUCCUUUUUCAGUUAGCCGCUGUUUACAGUAGCUAGCCUCACUUAGCAUCCCAAGCUAACGAGUUAACUUUAUAGCUACAUGUGCUUGUUUUUAUGUUGUAGCUGAUUUUUCGCUCUUUAACUGGAUUCUACUGCCAAUUUUGGUGAUUUUCUUCACGUUUGCAAGCGAGGCAGUUGGAGUUUUCCCCACCGUACCUCUGCCCCGGACUGACCCCCCCCCCCCCACAGGACUCUCUAUCCGGGGCCGAUGCUGACAGUUCAGCCCGGUCGCAAGGAGCCAUGCAGCCCCAGCAGAUAUACGACUUUUCCAGUGACGAGAACAGUCACAAAUGGAGAGGCCUCUUCGUGCAAGCUCUGCGGAAGGUGCAGAAGCAGGUGCACCCGAACCUCACGGCGAAGGAGGACGCGCUGCAGCACAUCGAGGAGCUGAUCCUGCAGCUGCUCAGCAUGCUGUGUGUCGCGCAGCCGCGCUCCGUGCAGGACGUGGAGGAGCGCGUCCAGAAAACGUUCCCCCACCCGAUCGAUAAGUGGGCCAUCGCUGACGCUCAGUCGGCGAUUGAGAAACGCAAGAGGAGGAACCCCUUACUGCUCCCCGUGGACAAGAUACACCCCCUGCUCAAGGAGGUGUUGGGCUACAAAGUGGACUACCAUGUGUCGCUGUACAUCGUGGCUGUGCUUGAAUACAUAUCAGCAGAUAUCCUGAAACUGGCGGGAAACUACGUGGGAAACAUCCGGCACUAUGAGAUCAGCCAGCAGGACAUCAAGGUGUCCAUGUGUGCAGACAAGGUGUUGAUGGACAUGUUCGACCAAGAGGAGGACAUCGGUCUCAUGUCUCAGUGCACGGAGGAGCCCUCGUCCUCGGGCGAACUCACGUACGACGACCUGGUGCGUCUGGAGAUCGCCGAGGAGCGUCAGUACCUGCGAGAGCUCGACCUCAUCAUCAAGGUUUUCCGCCAGCACUUCCUGUCCAACCCAAAGAUCUUCACGCCGCAGGACGUGGAGGUGAUCUUCAGCAACAUCCUGGACAUCCACGAGCUGACGGUGAAGCUGCUCGGCCUCAUCGAGGACGCCGUGGAGAUGACGGCGGACGGCAGCCCGCACCCGCUGGUGGGAAGCUGCUUCGAAGAUCUAGCCGAGGAGCAGGCCUUCGACCCCUACGAGACUUUGUCCCAGGAUAUCCUCAGUAAGAAUUUCCACGAGCACUUCAACAACCUGAUGGCAUGCUCCACCGCCGGCCACUACUUCAAGGCGGUUGCAGAAGGUUUCAAAGAAGCCGUGCAGUACGUCCUCCCUCAGCUGAUGAUGGUCCCGGUUUACCACUGCAUGCACUACUUCGAGCUUCUGCAGCAACUGCAGGAGCGCAGUCAGGACCAGGACGACAGAGAGUGUCUGAAGCAGGCGAUCACUGCGCUGCUGAACCUGCAGUGCAGCGUGGAGCGAAUCUACACCAAGCACCAGCCUCGCCGCAAACCUGGUGAGCCGAUGUACCGGCUGUACAGCAGGCAGGUCCGCAGCAAACAGCUCGCCAUCAAACGCAUGAACGAGAUCCAGAAGAGCAUCGACGGCUGGGAGGGGAAGGACAUCGGCCAGUGCUGCAGCGAGUUCAUCCUCGAAGGUCCUCUGCUGCGGGCCGGCGCCAAACACGAGCGACACAACUUCCUGUUCGACGGCCUCAUGAUCAGCUGCAAGGCCAACCAGAGCUCUCGACUCCCGGGGUCCGGCAGCGGCGCCGAGUACCGCCUCAAGGAGAAGUUCGUGCUGAGGAAGAUCCGCAUCGUGGACCGCGAGGACUCCACGGAGCUGCGGCACGCCUUCGAACUCAUCGGGAAGGACGAGAACUGUGCGGUGUUCUGCGCUCGGACGGCGGAGGAGAAGGCGGCGUGGAUGGCGGGGUUAGUGACGCUGCAGUACCGAUCCACGCUGGACCGCAUGUUGGACACGGUGCUGCAGCACGAGGAGCAGGCGCACCCUCUGAGGCUGCCGUCGCCAGAGGUGUACCGCUUCGCCGUGCAGGACUCUGAGGAGAACAUUGUGUUUGAGGACAAAGUGCAGAGCAAAACGGGGAUCCCCAUCAUAAAGGCCGGCACCGUGGUGAAGCUCAUAGAGAGGCUCACCUACCACAUGUAUGCUGACCCUAACUUUGUGCGCACGUUUCUUACCACGUACCGAUCCUUCUGCAAACCACAGGAGCUGCUCACCCUGCUCAUAGACAGGAUUGAGAUCCCGGAGCCAGAGCCGACGGAGGAGGACCGGCAGGCGCUUUGGAACGGGGACCAGCCGAUGGCGGCCGAGCUGCAGCGGUUCAGGAAGGAGUACGUGCAGCCGGUCCAACUCAGGGUCCUCAACGUUUUCCGUCAGUGGGUCGAACAUCAUUUCUACGACUUUGAGAACGAUCCUGAGCUGAGGAGUCGGUUAGAGGAAUACAUCACCAGCAAGUUCCAGCUGCGAGGAAAGUCGAUGAGGAAGUGGGUGGAGUCGAUCAAUAAGAUCAUCAAGAGGAAGCUGCAGACGCAGUCGAACGGCGUCAGCCACAACAUCACCUUCGAGUCGCCGCCCCCCCCCAUCGAGUGGCACAUCUGCCGGGCGGGGCAGGUGGAGACCUUCGACCUCAUGACCCUUCACCCCAUCGAGAUCGCCCGGCAACUCACGCUGCUCGAGUCUGAGCUGUACAGAGCGGUGCGUCCCUCGGAGUUAGUGGGCAGCGUUUGGACCAAAGAGGACAAAGAGAAGAACUCCCCGAACCUGCUGCGUAUGAUCCGCCACACCACCAACCUCACGCUGUGGUUCGAGAAGUGCAUUGUGGAGACGAUGAACCUGGAGGAGCGCGUGGCCGUGAUGUCUCGGGUCAUCGAGAUCCUGCAGGUUUUCCAGGAGCUCAACAACUUCAACGGGGUUCUGGAGGUGGUCAGCGCCAUCAACUCUGUCCCCGUGUACCGGCUGGACCACACCUUCGAGGCGAUACCGGAGAGGAAGAAGAAGAUCCUGGAGGAAGCAGUGGAGCUGAGUCAGGACCACUUUAAGAAAUAUUUGGCUAAACUCAAGUCAAUAAACCCGCCCUGUGUGCCUUUCUUUGGUAUCUAUUUAACCAACAUCCUGAAGACGGAGGAAGGGAACCCGGACUUCCUGAAGCGCCACGGCAAAGAGCUGAUCAACUUCAGCAAGAGGAGGAAAGUGGCGGAAAUCACCGGAGAGAUCCAGCAGUACCAGAACCAGCCGUACUGCCUGAAGGUGGAACACGAGAUCCGGCGGUUCUUCGAGAACCUGAACCCGAUGAACAACCGGAGUGAGAAGGAGUUUGCAGACUACUUGUUCAAAAUGUCUCUGGAUAUUGAGCCACGGCACUGCAGGCAGGCUCCUCGAUUUCCCAGGAAGACGAUGUACAACCUGAAGUCCCCGGGGAUCCGGCCUGUCCGAACCUCUACCUCUGGGACCCUGAAGGGCCACCCGGUGCCCCUGGAGAGGGAGCCGCCCCACAAGAUCACCUUCCGGAGCAUCCCGGAGACGGAGCCCGAGUCCCCUGCCUCCGUGCCCACCUCCCCCAACACGCCCACCCCCCCGCAGUCCGCCACCUCCGACAUCAGCUCCGUAUUCAUGGAUCACGACUUCAGCAGCUCGUACGGAGGAAAUAACUCCAUUUUUGCUCCUGUGCUUCUGCCGCCUUCAAAGUUCCAGUCGGUGUCGUGCGGCAGCCUCCAUCAGCUCGUGGACGAGUCGAUGAAACCGCCUCCUCUGCCGCCGCGGAGGAAAGACGCCACGUCUGAAUCCAAGAUGAGCUCCAGGUCCGACAGUCCUCCAGCGAUCCCCCCCCCCCGGCUGCCCCCCCCUCGGAACCAGCCCCGGACCCCGCUCUACAACGGCCCCCCGAUGGACGGCCCGCUGCCCAGCCCCCCCCCACCGCCGCCCCGCGACCCUGAGCCCGACACGCCCCCUCCGGUUCCUCAGCGACCUCCGGAGAUCUUCAUCAACUACCCGGUGAACAUGCAGCCCUCCCCAGUGGGCCGCUAUCACUGGGACUUUGGCUCCGCCCCCUGCUCCCCCAACACCCCCCCCAGCACGCCGUCGCCCCGCGUCCCUCGCCGCAGCUGCCCGCUCAGCGCCAGUCAGAACAGCCUCUACCCGCUGCCCAUCACCGCCCCCCCGGUGCCCCCCCGCCACAACUGCAACCCCCAGCUGCCCAAACUCCCACCAAAGACUUACAAGAGGGAGCUGCUGCUGCCCCCCCCCCCUCAGAUGCAGGGCCUCUCGCUGGUGGAGAACACCGACGAAUGAAAACACACACACACUGAGAGGGAACACACACACACGCUGAGAGGGAACACACACACUCACGAUCCCCUGUUUAUCAGUCACUGGCACCGUGUUAGCGUUGUUAAAGUCUUGAAGAAAACUUUAUUGAUCUCUCAGGCCUCCAUGGUGAACAAAGAGUCAUAAAAAACGUAGAAAAGUCUUAUUAUUUAAAGCAGUGUCCAAUACGUGCAGGCGUGCUACUCUCAAUGAAUGUUGCAAUGACUUUACUAAAAAGCUGACAUGGUGCAUAGAGUAACGGACAGACCUCUCCACAGAAUCAUGAUCUUGUGUUUCCUACAGAUGUAUUUUUAAUGCUUUUUGCACCCAUCGAUCAAAGCCAUUUUAGUGGAAAGACUAGAUUGUUAAUUAAUAGAUAAAAGAAGUGUAUUUAUCAUGAACAGAUCUGUAAAACUGAGGGUCUGCACACACAAUCAUGCUGAAGAUCCAAUUUAAAUCUCGUGCUUACCAGAAAUUGUCUCACAACAUUUAUUUUAGCUAUAGGUAAGACACACCGAUGUAAUGCGAUGUGAGACCAGAUAUAUUCUUAGAUCUUGAAGGCUGCUGUUACAAUAUAACAGAUAUUUAAAGCUGCUGUCCCUUUAACGAUAAGCCAAUCAGGUAACCGAUGAUUAAAUUGAUGAAAAACUGGUGUAAAUAUUUUUGAAAGCAUCAAAAAUCAACCCUUUCAUUUCGUUUGAGCAUCGAUUUUGAUGCAUUUGAUCACAAAUAUUGAGAUGUUUGACUUCCUCUCCAUGUGUCAGCCCUAUAAGAGACAUUUUAGUUGACUUAAGAACAAAAACAACAAAUAAUUUGUAUAACAUUUGAGUACAAUUCUUGAUUUAUUUUAUCCGUUUUUUUAAUCAAGGAGGUUUGCGAGAAGUAAAACAGUCUUUUCUCCAGGAAGGUAACGCAGUGUGAGUUUCUGAUAAACAGCUGAUCAUUUCAAGAAUUUCCCUCGACUCCACCCGCCUGAAUCAAACUCCCCCCCCCCCCCCCCCCCCCCCAACCCCCCCCC
Molecule: messenger RNA, 5751 nt
Organism: Gymnodraco acuticeps
Lineage: Eukaryota; Metazoa; Chordata; Actinopteri; Perciformes; Bathydraconidae
Gene: sos2
Product: son of sevenless homolog 2 (Drosophila)
Biological process (GO): positive regulation of GTPase activity; Ras protein signal transduction
Cellular component (GO): plasma membrane
Molecular function (GO): guanyl-nucleotide exchange factor activity; protein heterodimerization activity
Source: RefSeq, a predicted model, not a curated record